CCCAGGGUUCUCAGGAAACUGAUUUCGGUUUGGUUACCUUAAUGAAGCUUCAACUAGGUCCCUGUCGCACAAUUCUUGUGGGCAGUAUUUAGUGCUGUAGGUUUAAUCUUUCCAAACCUCUCUUGGACAUUUUGUCAACACCAUGCAGCUUGAUAAAGAGGAGCCAGAGAAACCACUGCCUUUUACUUUAAGGAGAUUCUGUGUAUCAGAAGAUUUUGGCUUUCUUCUUCCAAACCCACUGACGGAGCUUCCAGAUGACUACAGACCUUGGAUGGAGAUUGCCAGCAACCUUCCCCAGUUGAUUGAAAGUUGCCAACUUCGGGCCCGAGUGGACAAGAUGCCGCUGCUGAGUUGUCAGUCUCUGAAAAGCUACCGAGAACAGCACCUGGCUCACCUAGUACUCAGCUUUAUCACCAUGGGGUAUGUGUGGCAGGGAGGAGAAAAGAACACUGUACAGGUUCUGCCCAGAAACCUUGCACUACCUUUUGUUGAGGUCUCUCAGAGCCUAGGACUUCCUGCCAUCCUGGUACACUCAGACUUUGUGUUGGUGAAUUGGAAGAAAAAGAAUCCUGAUGGAAACCUGGACACCAUUGUUUCGCUGCCUGGGGGAGACAGCCUGAAAGGCUUCAUCCUGGUGACCUGGCUCGUUGAAAAGGCUGCAGUGCCUGGGAUUAAGGCCCUUGUUCAGGCUGUAAAUGCCAUCCUUCAGUCCAAGGAAGACUCCCUAUGUCAGGCGAUGCAGCAGUUGGCUGGUUCCAUUGAUGAAAUGACCUGGGCCUUGAGGCAGAUGCAUGAUUAUGUAGAUCCAGCCAUAUUUUAUGCAGUGAUCCGGAUCUUUCUGUCUGGAUGGAAAGAUAACUCAGCCAUGCCAGAAGGACUUAUCUAUGAAGGCAUCUCAGCAGAGCCCCUGAAAUACUCCGGAGGGAGUGCAGCCCAAAGCACGGCUCUUCAGGUUUUUGAUGAGCUAUUAGGUAUCCAUCACAACAAACAAAGCGCUGCAUUUCUGCAUAGAAUGAGGAACUACAUGCCCCCUCUCCACAAAGCCUUCAUAGAGGAGAUCCGUGCAGCCCCCUCGCUGAGACAACACAUCUUGUCUUCUGAGAACAGCCAGCUGUAUGGAGCCUACAACAAGUGUGUAACAGCACUGGUGGAGCUGAGAACCCACCACAUCAUAAUUGUGACCAAGUAUAUCAUCACAGCUGCUGCCAAUGCCAAAGCCAACAGAGGGAAGCCUGAUCAGCAAUUGGGUCAUCUCCCAGGGCCUCCACAGUCUCUGGAAAAAAGGGGUACAGGGGGCUCUGGGAUCCUGAGUUUUCUGAAGAGCGUCAGGGACACUACCAAGGAAGCAAUGAUCAACAGAGGGAUUUAGGCGUUCUCUCUUGUCCAGCUCCUAACAGAGGCACUGGGUGACAUGGACAUGGAGGAUGUUGACUGGGGAGUAAAUGGGUUAGAACUCCAAUGGGAAUGGUCAAAGGAAGCUCAGUUAAACUCAUGUUGCAUGCUUGGGGCGGUGGGGGAAGGAGCAUCCUGUUCUCCUUUGUAGGGAGUUGUUUGCAAGGGGCUGUCUUAUUCCGUAUGAGAGAUAACAAUAAUAAUAAUAAUGUUGGUAUUUGUUAAGCGCUUACUAUGUGCAGAGCACUGUUCUAAGCUCUGGGGUAGACACAGGGGAAUCAGGUUGUCCCACGUGGGGCUCACAGUCUUAAUCCCCAUUUUACAGAUGAGGGAACUGAGGCACAGAGAAGUUAAGUGACUUGCCCACAGUCACACAGCUGACAAGUGGUAGAGCUGGGAUAACAACUUGUGUGGCUGUUUGCUUCUGCCUCUGGUCAGGGCCAGGCUUCAAUAAUUAGCCAACUUUACUGGUUCCUCACUUGCCAGUGCUCAAACCUUAGAAGAACAAGGGUGUGGGGGCUUCUUCCUUCAAUCUACCAGAAGGCCCCUUCUCAAAUGAAUCAUUUGUAACCAAAUAAAAGUGCCAUGUAGUCAGA
Messenger RNA from Ornithorhynchus anatinus (platypus), 1988 nucleotides. It is a transcript of the gene IDO2, whose product is annotated as indoleamine 2,3-dioxygenase 2. Gene Ontology annotation, molecular function: metal ion binding; indoleamine 2,3-dioxygenase activity; heme binding. The record is from RefSeq and is a predicted model, not a curated record. The coding region runs from base 143 to 1369 and encodes 408 amino acids. The transcript is spliced from 9 exons. Gene Ontology annotation, cellular component: cytoplasm. Lineage: Eukaryota; Metazoa; Chordata; Mammalia; Monotremata; Ornithorhynchidae. Gene Ontology annotation, biological process: 'de novo' NAD+ biosynthetic process from L-tryptophan.